GUCAGGGGAGGCGGAUGCCUCCUGGAGUCCACUGUCAUCUCCACUGUCUUGAGCAUGUUCAGCUCAAGAUUGUUGUGGCUGCACCAGAGGGCCAGCCGUUCAACCUCCCCUCUGUAUGCAGACUCGUCACCAUCUCGUAUGAGACCAAUGACGGUUGUGUUGUCCGCAAACUUCAGGAGUUUAACAGAGGAGUCCCUGGACAAAUGACAUAGGUUACCUCAGGCACCUUUUUUUAGGUAAUGUCAAAACUCAAUAGUAGUCUAGAAUUAUUUUAAUAUCAUUAGAAUAGGCCCAUUGGCUCAAUAAAUGUGGAUAUCGAAAGAACAUGAUUAAAAUAUGAUAAUUGAGACUGCUCAGCUACCAACUGAGUAGGCUAUAUGUGCAGAUUUUGUGUUGGAAGUUUGUAACUGCCCCUCCCUGCAAAAUAACAGUUUCAUUUCGAGUUACAACUUCCAGUUUCGUAACAAUACAUUGCCCUACGUAGGCUAUGAGCACGGGGAGCGAAAAUUGUUUGGUCCAAAUCUGCAUAGACAUUAACAUCUGUUGUUACGUUCGUUUUUCGUGGCGCCUGACUGUAGGCUACCAAAAUGAAGGCUAAUUUCUGUGAGUGUUGUUUUGAGGACGGAAAUUAUUUUGACAACAAUCGUUUGCUCGUGUUUUACAGAAGCUUCUGUUGCGCACACUGUGGUGGCUGUCACGUCACGCGUAAAGUGUUCUAAUUUAGAACAUUCGUGUUUCAACAAACACCUCAUACUGUUAUCAAGAAACAAAACCAAUAUGGAAUAUGUGGCUAAAUCGGGAUCUCUUUAAAUGCAUACCAUUUGAAUUUGUCUAGUAGUUUAGGUCUAAAUUAUUUACACAUACACGGCGAAUGACCAAACCUACAAGCCGAUGAGAACAAGACGGCGCGGUAUAGCGCAUCAAAGAAGGAGAUGGUCGUCAAGUCCAUGAAAGCAGAGGAGGUUCGUGCAGCGAACCAACUAAAUGAGAAGCCACUCGGAACCAGGGACAAUUUGAAGCGCGCCACUACCCCCAACCAAUGGACACUCUCGCGUAAGCCUGGCAGUUCCAGUAAGCAGAACAGCAGAGGUGCGCAGGUGGAGAUGCCAAAGUUACCCGUGGCUCGGGAUAAGAACGUCAGUGAAUACCAGGGGAAUUACAAGGUCUGGCCGGCGUUGUCCAUUCGCAAGCGCCGGCCGAUGGACUGUAUCCGCCUCAAGGGCGAUUUCGACCUGUUGACCAAUUACGCCGCCGUCUACAAGGGUGUGAAGGGUGAGGUGGCGAAGUUAGUUCGGCCCCAAGACAACGUGGGCACCGACCAAUCCCCCUUUAAGACAUUCACGGAAUACCAGGACACCUAUAAGGCCUGGUCAGUCCUACCGGUGCGCUCGAAAAAGCCAGUGGAGUACAGGGCUCGGGGUGAUGUGGACUUUGUGAGUAAUUACGCCCAGGAGUACAAGGCCUGGAAGAUCCAGAGGAGACUCCCGAUCAUCCAUCUCGAACAGACGGCCAUGCCCGUGGGACCCUUCCAGAACAUCACCUCCUAUCGCUACGAUUUCACGCACAGGGUCGCCAAACAGCCACCCGGCUCAAAUAGGCCAAACGGAGGCGAGACUCAGCUCCUCAUCAAGGGACGGCAGCUCCCUCGCUCCAUCUCCACCAAGGAGAGCCGCGAGUCUCGCAGCACUGACGCAAAGACAGCCAGUGGGCGUGGUCAGCCAGCGCAGAGAUACGCAGCCCGGGAAAGUCGGUCGUUCUGAACAAGCUUGAAAGAACGGGGGAAAAAAAUUCUUAUUAAAAUGGCCACGAAGGAUGCCAAUCCAAAUCCAGUUUAAAAACUGUUUAGCUUGUAGCAUCAUUAGCAGACUUUGUUUUACAGGGCUAGUUCGGCCAUUUCUUCCUGAUGACUUGAAAAACACAUGCGCGUGCUAAGGAUUGAUUUGUUACAUUGAACAAAUGCCUACAACAAGUCUGUGCAUGCAGGUACCAUUGAGCCUCUGGCAAAUGUGGUUCACCGUGUACAUCUCAGUCUUGGUUAAAUUAAACAUUCUGAUAAGCUGCAAAUAAACUAUUUCAUAACAAACUUUG
Anguilla anguilla (European eel) is the source of this 2088-nucleotide messenger RNA. Its product is annotated as stabilizer of axonemal microtubules 1-like. Bases 933 to 1760 code for a protein of 275 amino acids. Gene Ontology annotation, molecular function: microtubule binding. The record is from RefSeq and is a predicted model, not a curated record. NCBI's taxonomy places the organism in Eukaryota, Metazoa, Chordata, Actinopteri, Anguilliformes, Anguillidae. The transcript has 2 exons.